UAUAAUGUAAUGUAAUGGGUGCAGGGAUACAAAGAUACAAGGGAUGUAGUAUAUUUUCGUGAAAUGUGCCAAAAUAUUUUAUUUUUAAAUCAUUUCUAUUAAUUCAUUUAUAUCUUUGUAAAAUAAUUCACCCUGUUGCUAUCAUUUCGAUGUAUAUUCAACUAUUUUAUUCAAUAAAAUCUAACUAUGACAGAUCCUAACCUAUCUCGCAACUUCUUGUACAUAUGUCAAAAUGGAGACUUACCGAAAGUGCAGGCACUUGUGUCAAAGCACCAACUGCAAGAUUGGACCAUCUUCCGGCAUUCGGCUUCCGGUGAUACUGCAUUGCACGUCGCUGCGCGGGAGGGUCAUUUGAACAUUGUUCGAUACCUAUGCGAAGCUUUCGAGAAACCUAAUUUCAGAAUCGAUGUUGCCAACAAAGAUAUGAAAAGACCACUGCACGAAGCGGCUCAAUUUUCCAACGGCGAAGUUUUAAAAUAUUUAAUUAAUAAGGGUGCAACUGUAGAUUCCUUAAAGCGGGCCGAUUGGACUCCUCUCAUGUUGGCCUGCACGAAAACUGGAAGGGAGGCGCACGAAUGCAUCGCUGCGCUUUUAAACGCAAAAGCUAAUCAAUUUUUGAAAAAUAAAGACGGCUGGACGUCGUUGCACAUGGUUUGUCGUUCUGGAGAUGAAACUGCAUUCGAUUUAUUGGUGAAUGAAUCUAUUAAGUGUAUCAAUGAUCGAAGCAAUAAUGGACGCAGCGCUCUGCACAUUGCUGCGUUCCAUGGUCACGAGCGUUUAAUUGACCGACUGGUGAAGCUAAAUGCAAAUUUAUUAAGCGCGCGAGAUUCGUCAGGAUCUACUCCUCUUCAUGAAGCGACCAAAGGAAGUCAUCCAACUGUAGUAAAGAAACUUAUAAAAUUAGGAGCCGAUGUAAAAGCUACGGAUAACGUUGGCCAAACUAUUUUACACGUGGCUGCAUUGACUGGAAAUACGGAAAUUGUUAGAUAUAUUUUAGAAAAUGAUUUAAUCGAUAAAUACGCGGAGGCAUUGUUUAAUGUAACACCUUUAAUUGCGGCUCGAAGGAGCAAUCAAUUAGACGCUAUCGAAUGUUUAAUGCAACAUGGAGCUGUAACUUAAAUGAUCUUAUAAUUAAUUGUAUUGGAAAUAUUCAGAAUAAUAAAGACGAGCCAUGUUUUUUAUUCAGA
Molecule: messenger RNA, 1187 nt
Organism: Osmia bicornis bicornis
Lineage: Eukaryota; Metazoa; Arthropoda; Insecta; Hymenoptera; Megachilidae
Product: ankyrin repeat domain-containing protein 16-like
Exons: 2
Coding region: 187-1119 (310 amino acids)
Molecular function (GO): protein binding
Source: RefSeq, a predicted model, not a curated record